Theobroma cacao (cacao) is the source of this 2014-nucleotide messenger RNA. RefSeq names its product putative serine/threonine-protein kinase At1g54610. Gene Ontology annotation, cellular component: nucleus; cyclin-dependent protein kinase holoenzyme complex. Lineage: Eukaryota; Viridiplantae; Streptophyta; Magnoliopsida; Malvales; Malvaceae. Gene Ontology annotation, molecular function: RNA polymerase II CTD heptapeptide repeat kinase activity; ATP binding. Gene Ontology annotation, biological process: positive regulation of transcription elongation by RNA polymerase II; protein phosphorylation. The record is from RefSeq and is a predicted model, not a curated record.
AUGGGGUGUGUGUUUGGGAGAGAGGCAUCCGGGAGACCGGUAGGGAGGGAAGCGAGAAAGAAAGAGGAAGUUGGCAGGGUUGCAAGAAUAUCGGAGGAGGUUGUUACUAGAAAAGCGGAGAAGGAAGAAGAGGUUGUUAGAAAUGGAAGUAGCAACCGGAAGGUGGAGGAAGCGAAGGCGGAGGAAGAAUCAGCAGCUGCAGCUAAGGCAAGAGCGAAAAGGCGGUCUUCACGGCCGAAUCCACGCCUGAGCAACCCUCCGAAACACGUCCAUGGCGAACAAGUCGCCGCCGGUUGGCCAUCUUGGCUUUCAAACGUCGCUAGUGAAGCCAUCAGCGGCUGGACUCCCCGCCGUGCGGAUACUUUUGAGAAGCUGGAUAAGAUUGGUCAAGGGACGUACAGUAAUGUGUACAAAGCUAGGGAUACUUUAACUGGGAAAAUUGUUGCAUUAAAGAAGGUGCGGUUCGAUAAUUUGGAGCCGGAAAGUGUUAAGUUCAUGGCUAGGGAGAUUAUGAUUUUACGCCGUUUGGAUCAUCCAAAUGUUGUAAAAUUAGAAGGGUUGGCGACUUCAAGGAUGUCGUGUAGUUUGUAUCUUGUAUUUGAGUAUAUGGAGCAUGAUUUGGCUGGACUUGCUGCUAGUCCAGCAAUAAAGUUCACCGAGUCUCAGGUGAAGUGUUAUAUGCAUCAAUUACUAUCAGGGCUUGAACACUGUCACAACCGUCAUUUAUUGCAUCGUGAUAUUAAGGGUUCAAAUCUUCUUAUUGACGAUGGUGGUGUGCUUAAGAUAGCUGAUUUUGGUUUGGCUUCAUUUUUCGAUCCUAAUUACAAGCAGCCAAUGACUAGUAGGGUGGUUACACUUUGGUAUCGACCUCCAGAGCUCCUUCUUGGUGCCACUGAUUAUGGCGUAGGUGUGGAUCUCUGGAGUGCUGGUUGCAUUCUAGCUGAGUUAUUGGCUGGAAGGCCCAUCAUGCCUGGUCGCACAGAGGUGGAGCAAUUACACAAGAUAUUUAAACUAUGUGGCUCUCCGUCUGAAGAAUAUUGGAAGAAGUCAAAGUUGCCUCAUGCAACCAUAUUCAAGCCCCAACAAUCAUAUAAACGAUGUAUAGAAGAGACUUUUAAAGACUUUCCACCAUCCUCAUUGCCACUGAUUGAGACUCUUCUUGCAAUUGAUCCAGUUGAGCGUCUGACAGCUACAGCUGCAUUAAACAGUGAAUUCUUCAUGACCAAGCCUUAUGCUUGUGAUCCUUCCUCCCUUCCAAAAUAUCCUCCCAGCAAGGAGAUGGAUGCUAAACUACGAGAUGAAGAAGCUAGAAGAUUGCGAGCUGCUGGAAGAAAUGCAGAUGGGGUGAAGAAAGCUCGUCCACGUGAUCGAGCUGUGCGGGCAUUUCCUGCUCCAGAAGCAAAUGCUGAGCUUCAAGCCAACCUUGAUAGGCGGCGUUUAAUAACACAUGCAAAUGCCAAAAGCAAAAGUGAGAAAUUUCCACCUCCUCACCAAGAUGGAGCUCUUGGUUAUCCUCUGGGUUCUUCACAUCCCAUAGAUCCUGGUUUUGAUCCAUCUGAUGUUCCAUUUAGUACUACAAAUUUCUCAUAUUCCAAAGCACCAAUCCAGACAUGGUCUGGCCCAUUGGUGGAUCCUGCUGCUGUAGGUGCUCCGAGAAGAAGGAAGCACAUGUCAGGUGAUGGGCAUGCACAUUUGAAGUCAUCUAAGAAAGACAAGAAUUCUGCUCGAAUAUAAGAGAAGGCAUAAAAUAACUUCUGGAUUUUGUGAGACUAUUCAUGAGGCCGCAAACGUUGCUGAUAAUACACAGUUUUUCUUAGCUCUCAACCGGGAAAGCCAGAAAUUGCAUCAGAGGUAAAACAUCUUGUAUUCAUUUUUCCUAUCCCUUGUUCUAUUUUUUUGUAUGGUGAGAAGCUUCUCUAAUGUUGUAUAUCUGUCAUUAUUUCUUCCGUUGUGUUGGAAAACUCCAAUUAGGUUGGUAAAAAUAAUACUAAAAAAUCUGUUCUACAAUUCUUGA